GUCAAACCAAAUUUUUAACGUAAUUUAAACGUCACCUGUCAUUUGCGUGUAGAUCGAAAACUUUUCCAAUAAUAAAUUAUAAAAUAAAUAUUUGUGUGAUUAAUCUAAAUGUUCACAUUGAGACAAUUUCACGACAAUAUUGUAGUUACAAAAGAUGUAUAAAAGUUUUUUGGUUUCGUGUCGUUAUCAACAGCAGAGGUUUGUUUUCAAACUGUGUGUGGAAAUCAGAUAGGAGGUACCCCAUGUCACUUCACUGUUAAUAUUUUUAUUCCAUCCCUUAAUAUGAAGAGAAAUCUUCGUCCAAGCAGCAAACUAGGCAGUCAAGAAUUCACUUCAAAUCAUUUGUCUAAACAAUAUGAUGGUAAAAUAGCUGGCUUAUACGAUUUGGAAGAAACACUUGGUAGAGGUCAUUUUGCUGUUGUUAAACUUGCCAGACAUGUUUUUACUGGAGAAAAAGUAGCUGUUAAGGUUAUUGAUAAGAGUAAAUUGGACGAAGUUUCGAAGGCACAUCUUUUUCAAGAGGUUCGCUGUAUGAAACUAGUUCAGCAUCCUAAUGUAGUUCGUUUGUAUGAAGUGAUAGAUACAGCAACUAAACUGUAUUUAGUAUUGGAAUUAGGUGAUGGAGGCGAUCUUUAUGAAUAUAUUAUGCGACACGAGACUGGACUUCCCGAAAAAGUUGCCAAAGAAUAUUUUAGUCAAAUUGUGAGAGCAAUAUCGUACUGUCAUCAACUACAUGUUGUACAUAGGGACCUGAAACCUGAAAAUGUAGUAUUCUUCAAGAAACUGGGCAUUGUCAAAUUGACAGAUUUCGGUUUUAGCAAUAAGUUUUAUCCUGGUCAAAAAUUAGAAACAUCUUGUGGUAGUUUAGCUUAUUCUGCACCUGAGAUACUUUUAGGAGAUUCAUAUGAUGCACCAGCUGUUGAUGUUUGGUCGUUAGGAGUAAUCCUUUAUAUGUUAGUAUGUGGUCAUCCACCAUUCCAAGAAGCGAAUGACUCCGAAACCCUCACAAUGAUAAUGGACUGUAAAUAUGAUAUUUCUCAACAUGUUUCACAAGACUGUCGGAACCUAAUAUCUAGGAUGCUACUAAGGAAUCCUGAAAAACGAGCUACACUUUCCGAAAUCUCAAAACAUCCAUGGCUCAAGAAUAGUAACACAUUAAAUGUCGAUUCUGUACCUUUAGUUUCUAGAGAACAACUAUCUGAAGAGGAUCAUAAUGUUAUUGUUCAAAAAAUAGUAAAUGGGAAUGUUGCUACAAAAGAAGAAAUACAGGAGUCUUUGGAUAAAAACGAAUAUAAUCAUAUAACAGCUACGUAUUUCCUACUUGCCGAAUGCAAAUUGAGAUACAAACGACAAGAUCAUUCAGCUAAAAAUAAAAGACCCGAUGAAUUAGCUGUAUUUAAAAAUACACAGGAUGCUAAAGAAGUUUCAUCAGUCAGUAUCAAGCCAACUUUAUUAAAUAUUCCCCGUACUCCCGGAGAUUUGCCCCAGAGGUCCCGCAAAUGUAGCAUAGUCCAAGAAGAUGAAGAAGAGGAGGAUAUGCCGUCUUGUGCAGUACGUGAAGACUUAGCACCUACUCUUAAUCGACGUGGUUCUCGAUCAGAAGGCCGUUUAAAUUUGACGUUACAAGAACGUUUAGCCGAAUCGGAAAAAAGGAAACCUGUAGAACUGAAAUAUCCAGUCAAUGCCAAAAAGUCUUCAGCGACGUGUAAUAAAAACCUAAGAUCUGAGGAAAAGUCACAAACUGGAAUUUCAAAGCCCAUGCCUCCUGUUAUAUCCAUUUUUCCUUCAGACGAAGAAAAAAAUACUCGCACUUUGGAAGAUCCACUUUCAGAAGUUGAAAUGAAUAACUCUCGUCAUACAAUCGUUACGUGCAAAACAUCAUAUGAACGAAGAAGAGCCAAAUUUCACCAAAGUCGAACAGCUUCAUGUAGUUCUUCAGAUGCUAGUGACGACGAUAGUGAGAAACGUAAAAAACGUGCUCAGAAAUUAAGUACACCUUCUAAAUCCAUUGAAACGCGGCGAGAUAGUCAUGAUGACAGUAGUGAUUCACAGGAACCUGGUACUGGACAAGGACCAAGUGGUUUCACUAAUUUGACCAAUAGUGGCGUUAGCUUCGAUUCGAGCUCUAGCAAUAAUGAUAGACAAGAACAAAACAAACAACGGGAGUCAUGUAAUGAUAAAAAUGAGAGGAAUCACACCAAUACUUUUGAAAGAAGUCAAAGAAUUUGUCGAAAAAAGGGUAGCAAAACCCGUCUUCGUGAAAGUCAGUCCCUCAAUAGGAUAACAGAAGUCCAAGAAGACAACAUGCAAAACUUAAUUGCUUCGAAUACUCCUUUGGGCUUGUCUGGCUCAUUAACACCAAAAGUAAAGAGCGUAGGUGCAAAAAUAUUACACGGCUUUAGUCGUUCUUCAAAAAAACCUCAAGAAAAAAUAAAAAACUAUGACGAGAAGUUGAGAUUGUCUAGAAGAGAUACAUUAGAUGAAAAAUUAGAAUGCAAUAAAAUAGAGAAAUGCGGGAUCAGAAAAAUCAGAAUGUUGGGAAAAUAUUUUCAUGUACAGAAGAAACUUUGUAUACCUUUAGCCAGUUUAUUCCGGAAAAACGGAUUGUAUAAGGCUCAGUCAUGUAGCUCAUUAACUAAAGACAGAAUAUUGACUAAUUCCAAUAUCUUACAAACCAGAAGUAGACCAACAAGCUGUAUAAAAAGUGACGGCGACAUAAAUCAAAAUGAACCACUGAAACCCUUUGUUGAAUCAAACAAGAAUGUUCUUGAUAAUGUAUGUAAUGAACUGAAGGAUAUAUGCACGGUUCAGGUGCAUCUUGGGCAAGCGUCAAAAUGUAGUUUCUGUUAAAAUACCUAUAGUCUGUUACCAAAGCUAUAUAUGGUGUUUUUUUUCUGUGUGAUCCGCCUCAAUGACAUUUGCGUCCAGUGUCAAAAAGCAUAACAGAGAAAAUAUAUGGUUAGAGUGUACUAGAAAUAUUGAAACUUAGCUUUUUUCCAAAUAAUUUUAUAUGAUUAAUAUAUUUUGUAAUACUGAGGAUUUUAACAACAUAAUUUAGAGCUUAUGUUUUCAUAAAAUGCAAUUAUGUUUUAUUGGAAUUAAUUAGACAAGUCAAUUUAGACAUUCGAAGUUACAUUAAUUCCCACCUAGCUGAAAAUCAAUAAAAUGUUUAAAAUAUAGUUAAAAACAAAAUUUACAAAUUUUUGAAACGAUGGCUCGUAGGAUAACAUUUUUUAAGACCUUGAAUAAAAUUUUUCCCAUACACGGGAAUGAUGGGGAACUUUAAAGUUUUAUUUUUAAUUAUAUUUCAAACAAUUCCACUGAUUUUCAGCUUGGUGUGAAUUUGUGUUGCUUCAUUCUUAUUUUUUGGUCUAAUUUGAUCAGACUAUAUAUAAAUAAUGUGAGUUUAGAAUUGAUAUGGCACACUAGUGCAAUAUGUCGAAUAUACUUCAAAGGAUAUCCUAACCCAAAGGUUAUUGUCUAAAAAAAAGUAAUGUUUUGUAAAGGAUUUAUUAAUCAGUUUUAUUGUUGAAUACUGACAAGCAAUAAUUUUUGUACACAAUACAUUUAAAUGACAUUAAUAACAUUUAAGGAGAAAUAUGGUAAUGAAAAAAAAUAUCAAUCAAAUUCGAUUUAGAAUUUUUUGUUAAAAUAUAAAUAUUGUAUACCUAUGUUUCAAUCUUUCUUAACUAUUUUUUCACAUUUUCGUCAACAUAAUGAGAAAAAGAAGAGAAAUAACAAGCUCAUACAAAACUGAAUAUUACUUUAACUUUUUCAUAUUUUAUACAAAUUAUCAACUAAUCUAUUGUUAUUUGGGUUUUGGAAAACAUUUUGCUGAACAUAGGCAUAUUAAUAUAAAAUCUUUUAUAAACUUAUAUCCAAUCUAUUAGUGUGAAGUUUAGUAGAACAUCGUGAUCAAAUAUAAUAAAUUUACUUGUUCCAUUAGAUUUCCUAUUCUUUACGUAUUUUUGUGGUGUUUUAGUUAGCAUCGAAAUCUAAUAGUAUCAAAAUAUUAGAAGGCAAAUGUGUAUUGAUUUCUCAUAACAGACUAUUUAGACGGUAAUUUAUUGGAUUGAAAAAUUAUCUGACACAAAUAAUUUAACCCUAGAAAAGUCGAUACUUUUGCAAGGGAACACACUGUCGUCUGAAGACGAUAAUUUGCUUAUCAAAACGCAUAUCAAUUAGAGUAGUAAAUAGUGUGUUCAGUAUGAAUAUCCCCAACGUUUUAGAAAUUCUAACUUAGUUGUAUAACGGCUUAAAAAUAAAGUAUAUGUUAACAAGAAACAAAUUAACGAUCAUUUUCGAAAAAUUAAAAUAAAUAUGAAAAAAUUCCGUUCGCAAUAAUUCACUUCUUUGAAUUAAAAAAAAUUUAUUAUCAAAUUAUAGAGCAGUUCUUUUAGAUAGUCUAUGUCACACUACAUACUUUUGCUACCUCUCCAGAGGCUUUCGGAUGCCUUUAAAAAUCUUUCGGCUUGCCACAUAAUCAUUUGCACACGAAGGCAUCUACCCUACAUUGCUUUCAAAUCGCAGUCCGCCAAGUGUCUCUUUCAAUGAACUAAAUAAAUAAUUGCAUGGCGACAAAUCGGGGCUAUAAGGCGGGCGAUCAAGUGUUUCCCAACCCAAUUUGCGGAGACGCGUACAAACUUCCCAAACUUGGCACCCUUCUGGCCGAAAUUUUAUGGUAACCGAGCCGUUUAUGAAUUAUUUGCCCAAUAUUAUCUACGCUUAUGCCCAAUUCUUUAGCCAUUUCAGUUUUCCAAAAUGAGUUUUUCUACAGCGCUGACGCUCUCAUCGGUAACCCUUAUUCUUAGGCGCCGCACAUGCGGCAAAUUUGCCACCACUUCUCGUCCUUUUCGUAAAGCGGAAAACCAUUCAUAUACUUGAGUCUUGGAGAGGCACUUAUCCUCGAAGUAAUUUUUGAUAAACUUCCGUGAUUUUACAUUAUAUUUGACCAAAAAACGAAUAUUGAUGCGUUGUUCAACAAACAGUGGUACAUCUUUCUCGAUCAUGGCUAUAAGUACACUGAAAAGCGAGGUUACGCGGUUUCGGCUGUUCUAUACGCUUCGUAACAGGCCAGUCUAACAUCUUGUGCAGGGACUUUUACGAUACUACAUUUUUCGCGAAUUUAUUCAAACAUUCCGGUUUAUAUUUGAUCAAUCCUCUAUGAGAUGGUCUCAUAUCUAUCAGCUGUAAUUAUAUGUGAAGAAACCUUUUAUUAAAAGUAUUUACCAAAUAAUUUUGAACCUCACGUUUAUUGUGAAUCAGUCAACUGUCUUGCUGAAAUCGUAGAUUCGUUCAAAAGCAAAGAAUGUCCUUAUUGUCUAGAUUUUGAAUCAUAAUUUCAAAAAACUUCAUUCAAUAUUACAAACACAAGCCAAAGACAAAUCUUACCUUAUACUUUUCCCAUACAUUGUCAUUGAUUGGAGUAUGAAUAUCAUGGAACAGUUGAGUUUAUUAUAAUUCAUCACGACGUUGUAAUCAAAUUCGGAAUUGAACAUGAAAACAUUUACAUUGAUAUUCCUAUGUACUGUUAUAUUUGUCGAAUACUGUAUAGAGUUGAAAAAAUAAAUAACAAAAUGACACAAAUUUAAAAAAUAAUCAAAUCAACAAGUGUGACGCCUUCAUUUUCAAUUUAUUCAGUGUUUCGUUAACUGAGAUAACUUAAAUAUCCAGUUCAUAAAAUAAUUAAAGGAAUGUUAGUGUUUGUCAGAAUUGAAUUUUGAACAAAAUAUCAAACCUCGAAUCAGAUUUUUUUGGAAUUCUGAAAAAUAUAAAUUCACUAUGGUGACUAAUGUCUCACAAGCAUACAAUGAUUCUUUGCACUCCAAGAGGAAUCUGUACUAAUGGAUUGGUCAGGAUUAAUAUGCUGCUUUUUGUAGCAAAUAAAUCUCAAGGACAAAGAAUUCCCAUCUUUCCAGAAAUAUUUAUGAUAACCAAGCUAGGAAAAUGUUUCUAACGCGAUACUGUGAAAGAUUGCAAUUACAAGGCAGCACAUGUAUAUUAUUAGGUUAAUGCAAAUUAGAUGGUAUUAUAAUAUAAAUUAAUGUAGUAGAUACCACGUGUCAUGAAAUAAAAAAGUCUUAAAUAUUAAAACAUGUUAUUGCACAUAGACUGGAAUAAAUAUGUAAUGUAUCAAUAAUAUAGACUGAUAUAAAUAAUUUUUUCAUGAUGCAGUUACACAAAAAUUCAGUCAAACAAGUGCAUGUUAUUGUAAUACAGUGCAGAUAUAAUAUUUUAGUCGUUUUCUCCCCAUCAGCAAAUGUGAGUCUUGGUCCACUCACCUUGAACACCAUACAAUGGGCAAAUUGAACAACAAUCGAAUCUUAUAACCAUCAAUAAAUAUCAAAAUUCACCCUUCACUAUACAUUCAGCUUUAAUUAAUAUGAUAUUUCAUGAUUAUUCAGUAUUUUAUCAGUCAUAGAAUUUUCUGUAUAGGAUUUUAGAGAAUUAAAAAAAAUCUCUUGGUCAACAUAAUAUUGAGAAUAGUAGUUUAUUUAACCCUCUACUGCAUGAAUUAUGAAAAAAUUUAUUACAAAAAUGAAAAUUAAAAAAUUACUUACAUAAACUAAGAAAAAA
Molecule: messenger RNA, 6576 nt
Organism: Diorhabda sublineata
Lineage: Eukaryota; Metazoa; Arthropoda; Insecta; Coleoptera; Chrysomelidae
Gene: Snrk
Product: SNF-related serine/threonine-protein kinase
Exons: 11
Coding region: 283-2850 (855 amino acids)
Biological process (GO): intracellular signal transduction; microtubule cytoskeleton organization; protein phosphorylation
Cellular component (GO): cytoplasm
Molecular function (GO): ATP binding; tau-protein kinase activity; protein serine/threonine kinase activity
Source: RefSeq, a predicted model, not a curated record